Acanthoscelides obtectus is the source of this 2138-nucleotide messenger RNA. NCBI's taxonomy places the organism in Eukaryota, Metazoa, Arthropoda, Insecta, Coleoptera, Chrysomelidae. The record is from the annotation of a GenBank genome assembly.
CCACUUGUAAUUUUUUUGGUUAUAGGAAAACGUCAACAUCUGACAGUUGUGUGGUUGUUAUUAGAUCAACUCGCCUUCGUCAAUGGAAAAAUAAAUAGUUUUAGCAUUGAAGUGAAUUUGGUAAUCAGUUUAGUGAAAAAAUAAAAUUGUUUGUUAUGGCAUCCUCAGAAGUGUAUAACGACCUAACAUUGCAUAUAACAGCUGAAAAGUUCUACAUACAACCAAAAAAUGGUUCUGAGUUAUUGAUAAUAGACAGGCCAUCUCAACAUAUAACUAUUCAAAAGAAUCAGGGACAAAUUCCUAGUCAUUCUACAAGAAAAGAGUUUUGUGGCCUUUUGGGAGCUAUCAAUCUCAUUGCAGGAUGUUAUCUAGUUAUUGUAACACAAAGAGAACUAGUGGGCUAUGUAGCAGGGCAUCCAAUCUGGAGAUUGGUUAAAACUGAACUUGUUCCAUAUGUCCGCAGUAUGUUGCAUUUAAAACCAGAGCAACAGAGAGAUAAUAAUAUUUAUCUCAAUAUGGUGGAACAUGUGCUAUCAACGCCUUUUUUCUAUUUCAGCUACACCUAUGAUAUAACACAUACAAUCCAGAGAUUGCACGACAUUAAUCCAGACUUUUGGCAGCAGUCAAUAGUGGAAAGAGCUGAUCCUCGUUUUGUAUGGAAUAAUAACCUCCUAAAUCCAUUCAGAAGCGUUCCUGCAAAAAGGUUCUGUUUGCCCUUGUUACAUGGUUUUAUCUCCAUAAAUCAGUGUGUUAUCAAUGGUAAUGGAUUUACAUGGUCUAUCAUUUCAAGGAGAAGUAUCUUAAGGGCUGGAACUAGAUGGUUCAGGAGAGGGGUAGAUAGGGAUGGUAACGUAGCUAAUUUUGUUGAAACAGAGCAGAUAGUAGAGUUCCAAGGAGAUAGGGCUAGUUUUGUUCAGAUAAGAGGGUCUAUUCCAUUGUUUUGGCAGCAAAGUCCAGAUCUUAGAUAUAAACCACCUCCAACAUUAUUGGAUAUUGACCCCAAUGAGCAUCAUUCAGCAUGUUUGAAACAUUUAGAAGACACAGCUACCUUAUAUGGAAAACAGGUGCUGGUUAACCUUGUUGAUCAGAAAGGUGCUGAGGGUAGAUUGGAACAAGCUUUUAGAGAUGCAGUGACUAGUAUUUCAUAUCCAGGUGUGAAAUAUGAACCAUUUGAUUUUCAUGCUGAGUGUAGAAAGAUGAGAUGGGACAGGCUCUCAAUUCUAAUAGAUAGAGUGGCUCUAGAUCAGGAUGAAAUGGGAUUUUUCCUUAUGUUACGCGAUGGAACUUUGAGUUCAUUACAAGAGGGAGUAUUCAGGACAAACUGUAUAGAUUGUCUGGAUAGAACAAAUGUUGUCCAGAGCAUGUUAGCUCACAGAAAUUUGGAAAUUGUGUUGAAGAAAUUGAACAUUUUGCAACCGAAUCAACAGCUGGAACAUCAAAUUUCAUUUGAAGUACUUUUCAAGAAUGUUUGGGCAGAUAACGCGGACGUGAUAAGUAUUGAAUACAGUGGUACUGGGGCACUGAAAACUGAUUUUACGAGGACCGGCAAGAGGUCAAAAGUUGGCCUCCUUAAAGAUGGGUUGAAUUCUCUUCAAAGAUAUUACAAAAAUAAUUUGAUGGAUGGAUUCAGACAAGAUGCAAUAGAUUUAUUUUUAGGCAGUGGGAAGCUGGUCUCUCCUCUUACUGUAGACAAAGGAUGGCGAUAUGUAACAUUUCCUUCAGUGCUGCUGAUGGCUAUAACCAUGUUUGUUGCUUCAGUAAUUUUUCCGCUAGAGUACUCCACAGAGAACUUAUUAUAUCUGCUCUUCUGGGGUAGUAUGGUGAUUGCAAUUACCCUAAAUAUACUCAGGCAUGGAGUCGAAUUUGUGGAUAAACCAAGGCUUACGCAGAGUUAGAGUCAAAUUAUGUCUAGUCAGUUACUGGGUGAGUCCAAAAUAGCAGUCAGUUGUAUUUGGGUCUAUUGUUAAUAUAAUUUUUCAAUUAAUGUAGACAUUUCUAUUUACAGUGAUUACGUAGGAAAAUUGAGAUAAGGGAUUCUAAAGGAAAUUUUGUCUAUGAUAUUUUAAAUUGAAUAUACUUUUUUCUAUAUUGUGCUUUUUAGCUGUACUAUUUGUAUAUAAUAGAUACUAUUUUAACAC